UUCCGCCGCCUCCUCCCUGCUCUGACAAGCGGGGCGGGGCGGCGUCAUGUGGGCCGCCAGACCGGGAAGCGCCGAGUCGAGCGGAGCCGGGAAGGAGGAUGGUCGGCUGGAGCUGGGGCCGGGCGCUGCUGUCGCCCGCCGCGCUGCUCGUCGUGACGCAGCUCGUGUGGGCGCCGGACCCGUAUGGAGAAGAGUGCAGGAGUAAAACAUACCCUCCUUCAGGACCAACGUUCAAAGGGAAUGUACCCACUUAUGUCAUAAAUCUUGAUCUACCUCCCAGCAAAAGAUGGGAUAACUUGAUGCGUGACAAAAAGACAGAGUUGAAGACUGUGAUCCAGAAUAUAAAAAGUAUAGUAAAUACCUUCUUCCCCAGCGGCAAAGUUGUCGACAUAGUGGAUAAGAAAGUAGCUCAUCUGACUGCCACGCUUCCUUAUCCUUUCAAUGAAGAACUCCAAGGGAUUGCAAAUUCCUCUGGGAUUCCUUUGGGGGAAAUUGUUAUUUUUAACAUCUUCUAUGAAAUUUUUACUGUAUGUACAUCCAUAGUUGCAGAAGAUAAAACAGGGAAGCUGUAUCAUGCCAGAAACUUGGAUUUUGGACUCUUUCUUGGGUGGGAUGUCAAAAAUAAUUCCUGGACUAUAACUCGGGAAUUGAAGCCUAUAGUGGUAAGCCUGGACUUCCAGAGAAACAACAAGACAGUAUUCAGGUCCACCAAUUUUGCAGGAUACAUAGGCAUGGUGUCUGGAGUCAAACCGGACUUGUUCACGCUGACAAUGAACGAGCGUUUUAGUCUUGAUGGCGGUUAUAUUGGAAUCUUCGAGUGGUUUCUUGGUAGAAGAGAUGGGAUGUGGAUGGGCUUUCUUACAAGAACAGUAUUAGAGAAUGCAACAAGUUACCAGGAUGCAAAAGAGAGACUGACAAAUACAAGACUGCUGGCUCCAGCUUACUUUAUACUGGGUGGAAAAAAUUCUGGAGAAGGAUGUGUGAUCACUCGUUCCAGGACAGCUGCUCUGGAUAUUUGGGAACUUGAUAUCAAGAAAGGCACAUGGUAUGUGUUGGAAACAAACUACGAUCGCUGGAAGCCUCCGCUGGUCUUGGAUAAUCGCAGAACACCUGCAAUGAAAUGCCUGAACCAGACAAUGCAAGAGAACAUCUCCUCGCCAGCAAUUUACGAUGUUCUCUCCACAAAGCCUGUCCUCAACAAGCUGACUGUGUGCACAACGCUGAUGGAGGUGGACAAAGGUCACACAGAGACUUACCUGCGGGAGUGCCCAGAUCCCUGUAGCCCUUGGUAGUCCUGCACCUUUCCUGUGUUGGAAGCUGCUUGUCCAAACUGCAGGUCCUCCAAGAAAAAAAUACUUGUGGAAAAAACGAUUCCUCAGACUAACUCCUUUCUUCAGAAAUCUAAUGGCUAUAUAGAAAUGUCAAUGAGCUUCUAACCACGGAGGACCUUAUCUCACACUGGACUUUUUUGCUUUCUGCUCAGCAGUUCUGCUGAUGAGAAAUGUGUACUAAUGAAUGCGUGGUUUGAUUUCAGCCGUUUCUGACCAAUGAGUUCAGCAGUUAGCUCGAGAUCGCGUCAGUCUUGACAGUGUUCUUGAUUUGGUUGUUGGUUUCUGGGUUUGUUACUUUUUUGUUGUUUGGUUGGGGUUUUUUACCUUAAAAUACUUCUAAAGCACACGAGUUAAAAUGGCACCUACCAAGCUUGAAAAAGAACUGGGUACAAGAAGGCCAUCUGGGACAGUAGCGUUCUGUUAGUCUUUGCUGAGCACUUCAGAUGAGUUGCUAGUGUUCCGGUCCAAUAUGCUCUAAUAUGUUAUAAAGUAACCUGCCAAGCAUCAUCUCUAGUCUUGGGGAAUAUCGACAAAGUCUUGGGGAAAUAGCAAUAAACAGGGUCUCGAGGAAAUACCAACAAAUCAGAGCCAUUUUUCACUGGCUUACAGAUCUCUUGCUAAAGCUCUUUCCUGGCCUGUUAACAAAUUUAAUACAGAUUUUUCUGUCUCAAAAAAAUAAAGAGUAAUAUAAUAAAUAUUCUUAAUAACUACUUUCUCUGACCAAAGUACAUGUGCACUGAUUUCAUACCCCUGUGGAAUUCACCGUGUGUGUGUUACAUACAACAUGGCAGAGGGGGGGUUCAUUUCCAAAUAAACUGAUUUUAAAAGUGUCUGAAAAA
Colius striatus (speckled mousebird) is the source of this 2170-nucleotide messenger RNA. RefSeq names its product N-acylsphingosine amidohydrolase 1 (gene ASAH1). Gene Ontology annotation, cellular component: lysosome. The coding region runs from base 99 to 1292 and encodes 397 amino acids. Lineage: Eukaryota; Metazoa; Chordata; Aves; Coliiformes; Coliidae. The transcript has 14 exons. The record is from RefSeq and is a predicted model, not a curated record. Gene Ontology annotation, molecular function: fatty acid amide hydrolase activity; N-acylsphingosine amidohydrolase activity. Gene Ontology annotation, biological process: fatty acid metabolic process.